GCGCGCCUUUUUUUUAACCACCCCGCCUUUUAGCCUUUGAUUCUCGUGCAUCUGCCUUUGCCCCGCGCACCAUCCGCGAUCGCGGGCCAUGGCGGCCUCCACGCCGGCCGGGCCGCGGAGCCGGGCUAGCAGCGCGGUGAGCACGCCGCUGAGCCCCACGCGCAUCUCGCGGCUGCAAGAGAAGGAGGAGCUGCGGCAGCUGAACGACCGCCUGGCCGUCUACAUCGACAAGGUGCGCAGCCUGGAAACGGAGAACAGCGCGCUGCAGCUGCAAGUGACGGAGCGCGAGGAGGUGCGCGGCCGCGAGCUCACCGGCCUCAAGGUGCUGUACGAGGCCGAGCUGGCCGACGCCCGCCGGGCGCUGGACGACACCGCGCACGAGCGCGCCAAGCUGCAGAUCGAGCUGGGCAAGAUCCGCGCCGAGUACGAGCAGCUCCUGUGCAGCUAUGCGAAAAAAGAAUCUGAUUUUAAUGGGGCCCAAAUCAAACUUCGAGACUUUGAAGCAGCCAUAAAUUCCAAAGAUGCUGCACUAGCCACGGCACUUGGUGAUAAGAAAAGUCUGGAAGGGCAAGUUGAGGAUUUGACAGAUCAGAUUGCACAGUUGGAAGCCUCGUUGGCUGCUGCCAAGAAACAGCUGGUAGACGAAACUUUACUUAAAGUGGAUCUUGAAAAUCGUUGUCAGAGUUUGCUUGAGGACUUGGAUUUCCGUAAAAAUAUAUAUGAAGAGGAAAUCAAUGAGACCAGAAGAAAACAUGAGACUCGCCUUGUUGAGGUGGAUUCUGGGCGACAAAUUGAGUAUGAACACAAACUGGCCCAAGCGCUUCAUGAAAUCAGAGAACAACACGAUGCACAAGUGAAAUUAUAUAAAGAGGAGCUUGAACAGACUUACCAUGCCAAACUUGAGAAUGCCAGGCUCUCCUCCGAGAUGAGCAGCUCUGCAGCCAACUCUGUAAGAGAAGAACUGACAGAAAGCCGGAUGCGGAUUGAAAGUCUCUCUUCCCAGCUUUCCAACCUACAGAAAGAGUCAAGAGCGUGGCUGGAUAGGAUGCAAGAACUGGAGGACACGCUGGCUAAGGAAAGAGAGAACUAUCGCAGGAUGCUGACUGACAAAGAGAGAGAAAUGGCAGAGAUAAGGGACCAGAUGCAGCAACAACUGAAUGAUUAUGAACAACUUCUGGAUGUUAAAUUGGCCCUCGACAUGGAAAUCAAUGCAUACAGGAAACUGCUGGAGGGUGAAGAAGAGAGGCUGAAACUUUCUCCCAGUCCUUCUUCUCGAGUGACAGUCUCUCGGGCAUCAUCAAGUCGUAGUAUACGCACAACCAGAGGAAAGAGGAAGAGAGUUGAUGUGGAAGAAUCUGAAGCCAGCAGUAGUGUCAGCAUCUCCCAUUCAGCAUCUGCUACUGGAAAUGUUUGUAUUGAGGAGAUAGAUGUGGAUGGCAAAUUUAUCCGCUUGAAGAAUACUUCAGAGCAGGAUCAACCACUGGGAGGCUGGGAGAUGAUCAGGAAAAUAGGAGAUACUUCUGCCACUUACAAAUAUACCUCAAGAUAUGUAUUAAAGGCAGGCCAGACUGUUACAAUCUGGGCUGCAAAUGCUGGGGUAGCUGCCAGCCCUCCUUCUGACCUCAUCUGGAAGAGCCAGAAUUCCUGGGGAACUGGCGAAGAUGUGAAAGUUAUAUUGAAAAACUCUCAGGGAGAGGAAGUUGCUCAGAGAAGCACUGUCUUCAAAACAAUUUUACGUGAAGGUGAAGAGGAGGAAGCUGAAGAAGAAGCAAUUGAGCCAGUUGAAGAGGAGGAUCUUUUCCACCAGCAGGGAGAUCCUAGGGCAGGCAACAGAAGCUGUGCCAUUAUGUAACUCCUCCAGUCAACCAACCAGCUUCCUCAAAUGAUGGUAACCCUUGCCUACAGAGCAGUCUUCUCAGAAGCACAACAUAUUUUUGUAUUUCCUUUGUGAAUUUUUAAGCUGCAAGUCUGAUGGCCUUAAUUUCCUUUGUCACUGAAAAGGAAGUUUUGUAAAAGAAACCAUAUCCAUAACUUUCUUGCAAGAUGUGAAUUGCUGACACUGAACUAUGUACUGUUUUGAAAAUGACUCCUCAUUUUUAGGUCAGGCUUUCUUUUUAUCUUUGUUAGAAGGGAAAUAUGCCACUGUGUUUGGGGGUUUGUUUUUUUUAGAUUACACCACUUAGAUUAGCCAUCUGCUGUUGACCUCUUUUUAUAUUAGGUGCUGUUGGGGAGGGGAAGCAUUUUCAAUGCUAUGAACUCUUUUGUACUGAAGACUCUUUUUGUGUUUUUACUACGCAAUCAAGUUAAUAAACUUUUAUAGAAAAACUUUG
Molecule: messenger RNA, 2330 nt
Organism: Gavialis gangeticus (Gharial)
Lineage: Eukaryota; Metazoa; Chordata; Crocodylia; Gavialidae
Gene: LMNB1
Product: lamin B1
Exons: 11
Coding region: 89-1852 (587 amino acids)
Source: RefSeq, a predicted model, not a curated record